This is a messenger RNA of Naumovozyma dairenensis CBS 421, 1452 nucleotides long. RefSeq names its product ribosome biogenesis protein LTV1 (gene LTV1). The record is from RefSeq and is a predicted model, not a curated record. Gene Ontology annotation, cellular component: cytosol; preribosome, small subunit precursor; nucleus. The transcript has a single exon. Gene Ontology annotation, biological process: ribosomal small subunit export from nucleus; ribosomal small subunit biogenesis. The coding region runs from base 1 to 1452 and encodes 483 amino acids. Lineage: Eukaryota; Fungi; Ascomycota; Saccharomycetes; Saccharomycetales; Saccharomycetaceae.
AUGUCAAAGAGGUUCAGCAAGAAAAAUGCCCAAAAGUAUGUGGUAGUCCACAGACCUCAUGAUGAUCCACACUUCUACGACGAAGAUGCCUCUGCUCAUGUUUUAGUUUCUGUAUCUAAUCCGAAUGAUGGUCAUAAGCAACAGCAGCAACUACAACAACAACAAGGACAGUAUAUUCCCAAAUUAACUACUACGAAGACUAAAGAAGAUCUCAAGUUAGAGAACAAAAACGUUGGUGAAGCUGCGUUAUAUGGUAUCAAUUUUGACGAUUCUAAAUAUGAUUAUACUCAACAUUUGAAACCAAUCGGUACUGAUCCCAACGCGGUUUUUGUCCCAGCUAAAUCGAGUACUGUGGAUAAGAACGAGAAGAAGAAGGAUAUCGAGGAUUUGUUUGUGGAACCAGAAUAUAAAGACACUAAGAAUGCUCCUGUUACUUCUGUUUUCCAAAGAGGUGUUGCUAAGCCGGAUUAUUUGUUGCAUCAACAAGAGGUCACCGAGGAUAUUGCCGGGUUUAAACCUGAUAUGAACCCAGCUUUGAGAGAAGUCUUGGAAGCGUUAGAGGAUGAAGCUUAUGUGGUUAAUGAUGAUGUUGAAGUGGUUAAAUCUAAGAAGAAUAAGAAAGUGGUGGAACCAGAAGAAGAGCUUGAAGAAGAUGAUGUAUUUGCACAAUUGUUAGGUAGUGGUGAAGUCAAAGAUGAUGAAGAGUUUGAAGAUGGAUUUGAUGAAUGGGAUAUGGAUGAAAUAGAUAACUAUGAGGAUGAACACUACCGUAAGGAGAUGUCUCAAUUUGAUAAUAUUGAGAAUCUAGAAGAUUUACAAGAUAUUGAUUACCAAGCUGAUGUUAUUAGAUUCCAAAAGGAAAAGUCGAAAUAUAAUGAAUAUGAUUCUGAUGAAGGAUUAGCCAAUGAAAGUGUGGCACCAUCUGACUUCCAAGACGAAGAAGAAGAAGAAGAAAAUGACGUGUUAGGAGAUCUUCCGAAUAUCACAGCAAAAAACGCGAAGAAAGGUGGUAAGAAGAGAAAAGAUCGUCGUAAGAAGGGUGCGAUGUCUGAUAUAUCUGGGUUUUCAAUGAGUUCUAGUGCCAUCGCUCGUACAGAAACGAUGACUGUUCUUGAUGAUCAAUUCGAUAAUGUGAUUGGUAGUUAUGAAAAUUACGAAGACGAAAUUGAGGAGGAUGAAGAAAAUUAUAAACCAUUUGACAUGAAGGCAGAGCGUUCAGAUUUCGAGUCUAUGUUAGAUGAUUUCCUUGACAAUUAUGAAUUGGAAAGUGGUGGACGUAAACUGGCUAAGAAGGAUGAAGAGAUUGACAGAUUGAAGAAGGCUGCGGACGAGGUAAGUAAAGGUAAAUUAUCUCAGAGGAGAAACCGUGAACGUGAAGAACAAGAGGCCCAAAAGGCAAAGAAUACUAGUUUGCACAAAGUUACCAACAGUCUAAGCAGUUUGCACUUUUGA